AUGGGUGUCUCUAAUCUUAUGGGCCGGCUCAAGCCCCAGGCCGUUGAGCACGAACAUUCGGAGACUCCCACUCCUGCCAGAACCGAUUCCACCAUCGAGAAGGACAACAUCACCAUCGAUGACUCUCCUGUCAAGUACCUGACAUGGCGCUCGUUCAUGCUGGGUAUUGUCGUCUCUAUGGGUGGUUUCAUCUUCGGUUACUCUACUGGUCAAAUCUCUGGUUUCACUACCAUGGCCGAUUUCAAGAUGCGUUUUGCUGAGCAGCAGGCCAACGGCGAGUAUGUCUUUGACAACGUCCGUAACGGUCUGAUUGUCGGUCUGCUGUGUAUUGGUACCAUGAUUGGUGCUCUAGUUGCUGCCCCUAUCGCCGAUCGUUUCGGUCGCAAGUACUCCAUGACUCUCUGGUCCAUCAUCCACAUGGUCGGCAUCAUCGUCCAGAUGGCCACCGACUCCAAGUGGUACCAGGUCGCCGUCGGCCGUCUGGUGGCCGGUCUCGGUGUCGGUGCUCUUUCCAGCGUGGUUCCCAUGUACCAGAGUGAGUCUGCUCCUCGCCAGGUCCGUGGUGCCAUGGUCAGUGCCUUCCAGCUCUUCGUCGCCUUCGGUAUCUUCAUCUCCUACCUGAUCAACUUCGGUACCGAGUCCAUCCAGUCGACUGCCUCUUGGCGUAUCACCAUGGGCAUCGGUUUCGCCUGGCCCCUGAUCCUCGGUGUCGGAAGUAUGUUCCUGCCCGAGUCCCCCCGUUAUGCCUACCGCAACGGCCGUAUCGAUGAGGCUCGUGAGGUCAUGUGCAAGCUCUACGGUGUCGGUCCCAACCACCGCUGCGUCGUCCAGGAGAUGAAGGAUAUGAAGGACAAGCUCGACGAGGAGCGCGCUGCCGGAGUUGCUGCCUGGUACGAGGUCUUCACUGGCCCUCGUAUGCUCUACCGUACCUUGCUCGGAAUCGCCCUGCAGUCUCUCCAGCAGCUUACCGGUGCCAACUUCAUCUUCUACUACGGAAACAGUCUCUUUACCUCCACCGGUCUUGACAACAGCUACGUCACUCAGAUCAUUCUGGGUGCUGUCAACUUCGGUAUGACCCUGCCUGGUCUGUACGUCGUCGAGCACUUCGGUCGUCGUAACAGUCUGAUGGUCGGUGCCGGAUGGAUGUUCAUCUGCUUCAUGAUCUGGGCUUCCGUCGGUCACUUCGCCCUGGACGUUGCCGAGCCCCAGAACACUCCCCAGGCCGGUACUGCCAUGAUUGUCUUCACCUGCUUCUUCAUUGUCGGCUUCUCUACUACCUGGGGACCUAUCGUCUGGUCGGUCUGCUCUGAGAUGUACCCCUCCCGCUACCGUGCCACCAGCAUUGGAAUUGCCACUGCCGCCAACUGGACCUGGAACUUCCUCAUCUCCUUCUUCACCCCCUUCAUCUCCGGUGCGAUCGACUUCGCCUACGGUUACGUGUUCGCCGGAUGCUGUCUUGCUGGUGUCUUCAUUGUGUUCUUCUUCGUCAACGAGACCCAAGGCCGCACCCUCGAGGAAGUCGACACCAUGUACGUCCUGCACGUCACUCCCUGGAAGAGCGCCAACUGGACUCCUCCCGAGGGUGUUGUCGAGGACAUGCACGGCCCCCCUGGAACUCCCAAGCAGGAGCACGGCGGCCAGACCGAGCACAGCGAGCCCACUGAGAUCCGGGAGUAA
Messenger RNA from Aspergillus melleus, 1677 nucleotides. RefSeq names its product sugar porter family MFS transporter. Gene Ontology annotation, cellular component: plasma membrane. The record is from RefSeq and is a predicted model, not a curated record. Gene Ontology annotation, molecular function: carbohydrate:proton symporter activity. The transcript is spliced from 4 exons. Gene Ontology annotation, biological process: transmembrane transport; carbohydrate transport. Lineage: Eukaryota; Fungi; Ascomycota; Eurotiomycetes; Eurotiales; Aspergillaceae. Bases 1 to 1677 code for a protein of 558 amino acids.